Messenger RNA from Globicephala melas (long-finned pilot whale), 1664 nucleotides. It is a transcript of the gene FBXO8, whose product is annotated as F-box protein 8. Gene Ontology annotation, molecular function: guanyl-nucleotide exchange factor activity; protein binding. NCBI's taxonomy places the organism in Eukaryota, Metazoa, Chordata, Mammalia, Artiodactyla, Delphinidae. Gene Ontology annotation, biological process: regulation of ARF protein signal transduction. The record is from RefSeq and is a predicted model, not a curated record.
GUCAAAACUCGGAGAGUCGGCCGCUCAGGCUGCUGCAGCCUGGGGCACGCUGAAUUCGGAGGGAUCAGGUGCUGUUUCUGGAAUUCUCCCCGACCUCACCUCCACCAGCGUGAACAAAUAAAGUUUGAACCGGCUUCUCCAUGGCCUGGGCACCCCUUCCCGGCUGAGCCAUUUUCUUUUUGGCUGAAAGCCCCCGCCCAGAGGCCGAUUCGUCGCGGCGGCGGUGGGGAAUCGCAGGUCGCUCAGGCUUGCAGAUGGGUCAGGGGCUGUGGAGAGUCGCCAGAAACCAGCAGCUACAGCAGGAAGGCUACAGUGAGCAAGGCUACCUCAGCAGAGAGCAGGGCAGGAGGAUGGCUGCCAGCAGCAUUUCUAACACCAGUCAUCGCAAACAAGUCCAAGGGGGCAUUGAUAUAUAUCAUCUUUUGAAGACAAGGAAAUCGAAAGAACAGGAAGGAUUCAUUAAUUUGGAAAUGUUGCCUCCCGAGCUAAGCUUUACCAUCUUGUCCUACCUGAAUGCAACUGACCUCUGCUUAGCUUCCUGUGUUUGGCAGGACCUGGCCAAUGAUGAACUUCUCUGGCAAGGGUUGUGUAAAUCCACUUGGGGUCACUGUUCCAUAUACAAUAAGAACCCACCUCUAGGAUUUUCUUUUAGAAAAUUGUACAUGCAGCUGGAUGAAGGCAGCCUCACCUUUAAUGCUAACCCAGAUGAGGGAGUGAACUACUUUAUGUCCAAGGGCAUCCUAGAUGAUUCACCAAAGGAAAUAGCAAAGUUUAUCUUCUGUACAAGAACACUAAAUUGGAAAAAACUCAGAAUCUAUCUUGAUGAAAGGAGAGAUGUCUUGGAUGACCUUGUAACACUGCAUAAUUUUAGAAAUCAGUUCUUGCCCAAUGCACUGAGAGAAUUUUUUCGUCACAUCCAUGCCCCUGAAGAGCGCGGAGAGUAUCUUGAAACACUUAUAACAAAGUUCUCACAUAGAUUCUGUGCUUGUAACCCUGAUUUAAUGAGGGAACUUGGCCUUAGUCCUGAUGCUGUCUAUGUACUGUGCUACUCUUUGAUUCUACUUUCCAUUGACCUCACUAGCCCUCAUGUGAAGAAUAAAAUGUCAAAAAGAGAAUUUAUUCGAAAUACCCGCCGUGCUGCUCAGAACAUUAGUGAAGAUUUUGUGGGGCACCUUUAUGACAACAUCUACCUUAUUGGCCAUGUGGCUGCAUAAGAGCACAAUUGCUAGGACUUUAACUUUUAACUUCAAACUAAAACUACCCAAGGACUUAUUUAGAGGAUAUGGGGGUUACAUUAGUGCUGGUCAUUCUAGCCUCUGUAUACAAUCAAGCUUGAGUGUACAACCUUUUUUUCUUUUACUCUUUUCUUUUUUAGUAAUUUCCUUGGGGAACUAAAGAAUUUUGCAGAAUUUUUCUUAAUUUUGCUUAUCAUGUUUUGCACAAAGCAGAGCCAUUGUCUGACACAGCUGUUUAAGAAUGUUAAACUGACAUUAUACUCUAAAAAAGAUGGUAUAUUUGUGCAUUAGAUUUGCCUGAAAAACUUUAUUCAUUUCCAUUCUUUUUUAAAAUACCAUGUAAUGUGUACAUAUUUAACUAAAAAGAUUUAUAAUCAUAAUUAUUUUAUUGUAAAGAUUUUAACUAAAGCCUUUCCUUUUUCUCUCAAA